Messenger RNA from Lytechinus variegatus (green sea urchin), 1796 nucleotides. RefSeq lists its product as uncharacterized. The transcript has 7 exons. NCBI's taxonomy places the organism in Eukaryota, Metazoa, Echinodermata, Echinoidea, Temnopleuroida, Toxopneustidae. Bases 191 to 925 code for a protein of 244 amino acids. The record is from RefSeq and is a predicted model, not a curated record.
AGCGACCAACAGAUGAUAACAGCCGUACUUCUAACGCUGCUCUGCAAUAUUCUACUGACAUAGGUACGGCGAGCAUAUAGGACACCUGCUACCAGCUUGCCAAGUUGUUACUGUGUUUAAUUGGCGCCUUUUCCCCCACGGUGGAUUUUACUUGCGUCUUUCAGGGACACAUUCCAAAACACCGAUUACCAUGACAACAGCAGCAGACGAUCAGUACUCGGUGCUAUCGGAACGCAAAGGUAUCUAUCCCCACUACUCGUCUACUGCAGCCUAUGUGCUUGGCAGCCUGCAAAUCGUCGGAGCCGUCGUAGCGAUCAUCCUUGGUAUCGUUUCGAUAGCUUUGAAGACACUUUUCUACUUCUACUUGGAACCAGUGUGGGCUGGACUAGGGAUCUUUCUUGUAACUGGAAUUCUCGGCAUCAAGUCAGCCAAACAGAGAAAGAAAGUUAUAUUGACAUACAUGUCGAUGUGUAUUCUGAGUACCGUGGUUGCAGGCUUUGGGUUCAUGUAUCGAAUGAGUUACGCAAUCUGCCAGAGCUGGGCGUGUCACCACCCUCGUGUCUUCACAUCAAGACCCGUCGAUGAUCCAUUCCUUGUGACCAUGAUUAAAGGAGACCCUUACGGCUUCACCAAAAAUUGUACAACAUCAAUAAUUGUCAACAGCAUCAUCUCAGCUGUCUUUUUCUGCCACUUCGUUGCUGCAAUCUCGGGGUCGGUGGUGGCGUGUUGUGGUGGAAUUUGCUGCAACAAACCACAAGUGUUCGUUCCCAAAUCGAUUCUUCUCACAGAACACGAAAGCGUGCCAAUCAGGAAUCAGUCUUCAGCAAACAGAGGUCAUGACCAGAAACGGUUGCUGAAUCCUCCUUCGUACAGCGGCGACGCAAAGAAGAAAGUCGUCAGCUUUAGCUGUAAAGGUCUCCCCUGAUAAACAGUAGAGGUCGCUCUUCAACAUCAUCGAAUUCGCUGUCGGAGCAACUUAGGAACGCUAAUCAUUCGCCGGUGUCGAUCUCAAAAAAUCAAAUUUGUGCUCAUCUGUGGGAUAAAUUUGUCCUCGGUCAAAAUUGCAUUGAUUCACAACUAACAAGCUACUUCUAACUCUGUUGUUGCCAUGACUAGUUAAAUAGACCAAGGAAUAUGAAGAAAAUAAUUAUGUACCUGGCUUAUGCUUGGAGUUUGUGUAUCAAAAACAGAGGAUGAGACUGUGAAUUAGGGGGCAUGUUUGGUAAUAAGAUGACCGAAAUCUCCAAAAUUUUUGAGAUACUUUAACACGACUCCCGGAACACGUUGCCGGUACGUUAAAAACAUACAUUCUCCGGUGUUUCGAUAACUUCCGAAGGUUUCAAAGGGCAAAGAAUGAAUCAACGUAGGAGCUUAACGGUACACCAUGCAUCUUUCUUUGGCAUGAUCCUGAAAAGGAGCACCGUUAUCUCCGAUAUUUUUUAGGGGUUUUAUUUGUUGUGGUGUUUGCAUUAAAAAUGUGUUUUUUGGUGUUUCACCAGUUGGAUAAUAUUUCAAAUGUAGUUCAAAGCCAGAAACUCGAGUUAAAUGGACAAGAGUUCGAAAGUAUUGAGAUCAAUAAUAAUAUUGUGGAUACAGCGCUGGAUCCAGGAUUGCCCGGGGGUAUAGGGCAAAAGGGAAACCACCACCACCAAAAAAAAAAGAAAAGUCGUCAUUCCAACACCCCCUCCCCUCAACACCACUGACGGGACCAAACAAAUUACACAUACAUUUUAUUGUCUUACUUAUAACAAUAAAAUCAAAAUUUUCUCCAUCCCCCCCCCCAUAGACCUGCCACC